AACAGAGCCGGAGGCAGUCAGAUGGAGCGAUAAUGUAUUGUUGCAACAGGAACUGGCGUGAGAAUCCAGCCCUACCCUCUCGCCGGCCGGCACCCGCACUGACUGGCGUUCACAUACUGCUCCACUAUAAAGAGGCUGUGACCGACCCCGCCGGUUCUUUCAAAGCUUGGAGAUGGAGAGCGAGCAGACGGGAGAGAGGGCUGCGGCCGGUGAGGCCAACACCCUCGAGAGCAAGUUACAGCGUCUGCUGAUCAGGGCGAGCAAGCUGGAGCCGGAGGAGAUGUUGUUCCGCUACAAGGGGCUGCUCUAUCCCACCGUACUCAGUUCCGAGGACAAACUGCAGCAGUUGUCAAAGUUCGAAGCUCGCUCAGAGGAUAUGUGCAUCGUUUCCUACCCCAAGUGUGGAUUUAAUUGGGUAAAUCAGCUAUUUCACGACAUUGCUGCUGCCGUGCAGGAUAAACCUGAAGAAGGAAAGGAUGAAGGUCAACAUAAAGUCAUACUACUGGAAUUUGCAGAUCCUGUUACACAUGAGAUGAUGAAAAGUUAUUCAUCACCACGGGUUUAUGGAAUGCAUCUUCAUUACGAAAAUUUACCACCAUCUAUAAUUGAGAAGAAAACAAAGGUAUUGGUGGUGUUUCGCAAUCCCAAGGAUAACGCAGUUUCCUAUUAUCACUUCUGUCAGAAAAACCCUCUACUGCCCAACUCUGCAUCCUGGGAUGAGUUCUUCAAGAAGUACAUGGCUGGAGAAGUUGCCUGGGGCUCCUACUUCGAUUAUGCACUCAUCUGGGAAAAGUACAUUGAUGAUGAAAAUGUGAUGUUUAUCACGUAUGAAGAGCUGAAGGAGAACCUGGCAGGAGGAGUGCAGAAGAUAGCAGAGUUCCAUGGCUUCUCACUGACUGAAGAACAGAUUCACAACAUUGCUCACAAGGGCACCUUCCAGGCCAUGAGCAACAACUCUCAGGAAACCCACUCAAUACUUGGCAACGUCUUUUUCCGAAAAGGUGUGGUUGGUGACUGGAGGAACCUUUUCACUGAAGAACAAAGUCGAGAGAUGGAUGCCAAGUUUGAAGAGUGUUUAGCAGGCACAAAAUUGGGAGCAAAACUGAAAUAUGAUCUGUACUGUAAGGCAUAAAAAAGUGCAGCAAAAAUUGUGAUAAACAAGGACUAAUUUCUUUUUUAAAGAACUGAUCAUUUGGGACUGUGUGCUCAGAACUCACUGGCUUGAAGCCCACAGCUUAACAAUAUGGAAAGAACCACAAGGUCCACCAGGAAAAGGCAGCUUGGUGUUAUUGAUUCAGAGCCAAGUUGCCUGUGACUUUUCAAUUCCGUGACUAUAAUGUUAAGCAUUUUCACCCCUCAGCUCCACCACCCUCCCUACCCCCAACAUUAGCAGCCGAAGCAAUCAUUCAGACCCUUUUGUUUCUCCUUGACAGAAACAAAUCCAGCUGAAAUCUCUUGCAAUUCAUCACAAAGGCGAAUGCUGCCUGAAGUGUACUGUGAUAUCGCAGCAUCCCAGACUCUCUGCAGCUGUGACAGCAAAAAGCAUGCCCUGGACAAGGACAAUUAUAGGUCAUUGCAGCGAAAUUUGUUGUCAUCUAUAUCCAGAAAGACAAGGCAGUUGUCAUUAGCUUAGAUGCAUGGCGGAGAUUAUCUGGUGCUCCCAUGGGUCUUCGUUGAAUAGCAGAACUAAAGGAGGGAAUAAAAUUCUUUGAAUAGAGUUGCAUUUUAAUUUUUUUUUAAAUCCAACACAGCUGAGAAUGUAUCAGUGCAUCUUGAGUCAGCUUAUUGAAAAAAUAAUACAAAAAGCCACAAACACAAUGACAGUCUUGGGCAUUAUUUUAUAUCUCCUGUUGAUACUGUAAGCAUUAUUGUGGGGGUUGUGACUGCAAUUUCCAAACGUUAUUUUGCUGAUCUGUCAAAAUUUCAGAGAUUUAAAGAAAAUAAAAUGAAUCAUUUGGAA
Molecule: messenger RNA, 1960 nt
Organism: Pristis pectinata (smalltooth sawfish)
Lineage: Eukaryota; Metazoa; Chordata; Chondrichthyes; Rhinopristiformes; Pristidae
Gene: sult6b1
Product: sulfotransferase family, cytosolic, 6b, member 1
Exons: 7
Coding region: 173-1132 (319 amino acids)
Biological process (GO): sulfation
Cellular component (GO): cytoplasm
Molecular function (GO): sulfotransferase activity
Source: RefSeq, a predicted model, not a curated record